GCAGCCCCAUCCCUCCAACGCACUUUGCGGAAACCUCCGGCACGAACAUGGCGGAAAGCAGGAAACCCCUGUUGUACCUGUUCGCUUGUGACCUGAAGUCCGACAAGAAGGAGUACAAGGUGGAGGCGGAGGAUGAUGAGGCGGAGCACCAGCUCUCGCUCAAAGUGGCUUGCUUGGGAGCGGAUGCCGAGGACCGCAUUCACACGGUGGAGCUGGAGGGCAUGACCUACGCGGGCAAGGUGACCAAAGUGCAGCUGGCUGCCCUGAAGCCCUCCAUCCUCCCUUCUAUGAGUUUAGGAGGGUUUGAGAUCUCGCUGCCCGUCACGUUUCGUCUGAAGUCUGGCUCCGGACCCGUCUACAUCAGCGGGCAGCAUUUCGUCAGUGUGAAGGAGUCUGAAGAUGAAGAUGAGGAUGAGGAAGAGGAGAACAACACAUCGCCCAUUAAAAGACCCUCCACUUCAGGGAAGCUACCUGUGCCGAAAAAGCUAAAGCUGGAUGAGGAUGAUGAGGAUGAUGAAGAUGAUGAAGAUGAUGACGACGAAGAUGAUGAUGAGGAGGAGGACAUAUCUGACAAAAAGCUGAAACACCAAGUUAAAGCGCCAAAUACAAGUGCCGAGGGGAAGAAGGUCAAGCCGGCGCCCAAGGAGAAUGGCACUCGCAACAAGUCUGCCGGCCCAGCAGGAAAGCCCCAGGCCAAGACACCCAAAGGAUCCAAGGAGAAAUCUGGAGCUGGGACUCCAAAGACGCUCUCCGUGGGCGACAUCAAGAGCAGACUGACCUCUGACGUGAAGGAGGGGAAACCUCUUCCCAAGACGGAGCAGAAGUUUGAGAAUUUUGCCCGAAGUUCUUUCAAAGUCACAGAUAAAAAUGUAAUCAAAGAACUUUGGACCUUUGUACAGACACUGAAGUCUGAGAAAAAAUGAUCGACCUUAUUGGUUCCGGUUGAGAUCCAGAGUCUUUUUUUUUUUUUUUUUUUUUUUUUUAAACGUUCUUUUAACUUUUCUGUUUGCCCCGAGAGGCAGAUGUUCGGAGUUGGAGGAUGGUUUGUUGCCCUUGCCUUCCUGUUAACCCUUCGCUGUUCUUUCCUUUCCUUAUUAGUUUUAUUUAUAAAAAAAAAAACGUAUGCAUGAUCCUUGGACCGUUAAAUUCAUUAGGAGUUAAAAAAUUUCUGCCCGAAUAUGUGAGAUGCUAAGUAAGAAGUGUGCCCAACUUACCAAGUCCCUUUUUACCAAAGCAUCAGCCGUCCAUGCAGCAUGUGACCGAUGAUCCUAGAUCAGAUUCCCCUGGCCUUUAGUGACCAGGUAUUAAAGAUCUUUUGUUUUUGCGUCCAACGAUUUUAACACACUACAGUAAAGUGGUGGUUUUUCAUAGUAUUGUUAUACACACUUUCUCUUCUGUUUGUAGGGUUUUGUUUGCGACCUUCUGUUAAAACACUGCUGUGGCAGCUCCCACUACGUGUGGAGUGUCGAUGCAUUUUAAAUGCCAGAGGCUCCUCUCUAAUAUUUUGAAUUCAGUUGCAUUAUUCUUUAAUUUCAAUAUGUUCUCUAAUGCUAGCCUUUAACUUCUAAUAGUGUAAGACUGUGAUGUUUUGUGUUUUAUAAUGAACAUGGCCGAAUCGUAUGACUGGCCAAGAAUAGGAACUGAUGGAAUCUUGGUCAGUGUUUUAAUAGUUUAGAAGUAAAAACAUAGAGGGUGUUAGGGAGUUCAGCUAUGGCUACAAAAAAAAAAAAGCUUCAUAUGUCUACUUUAUAGUGUUGCCUUUGAUAUCCAUCCUAACGUCAUGUAUUUUUGAUUAGGGAACAAUAUAUUCUAUUUCCCCUAUUGCUCUAUAUCUUUUUCCCUCAAAAGUCAUUGAAGUUUUAAUGUUUAUGCAAAGUUAAAAUGUGAACACAAGAAAUCUUCUUUGCCUUAUUGCUUAAACUGUUUUGCAUUUUGUUAAGGAAGAUUGCUUUUGUAAAAAAGCAUUGUGCCCCAUCCUCCAUGUUGUUAAGGGGAUUUCCUUUGUUUCCAAUCACAAGCAUUAUUGCGCUUGUAAAACAUUGUAUUUCAUUUCUGUUUAGUUUUUAUACACCUGGUGCGAGAGAAAGUACUGGAAACUGGUAAAACAGAACAGCAGUCACCAUAAUCAAAUCAUCUGUUCCUAAUAUCUUGUCCUGGAAUCCAUUAAAACCCUUUUGAUGCUUAGGCUAUUAUGAACACAGAUGUUCAGGUUACAUUUUUUUGUGGCAAGUUAGUUUUGCUGUUAAGGAAAACAUUUGUAUAAAAUGCACUUAUUCUCUCCUCAUUCAGUUAAAUGUGAUCGAAUUACUUGCUGUACUGCAGUGUACUACAAAAUACAGUGGUAUUUUGUAAGGUAGGGUGCUGUAGCUACCCAGAGAUUUAUUGCCUCUUCUGAUACCAUGAAACAUAGUUACAAUCUUGUGUUUUCAUACUUGAAUCUUCUGAACUAAUGGUAGGUUCACUGAAGACUUGGGGGGCAGAAAACAAUCCAUCUAGUCUGUCUUUACCUUUGUUGACCGAAAACGAAUAAACUGUUAUUUUCAGCGCCGUCGUCAU
Scleropages formosus (Asian bonytongue) is the source of this 2556-nucleotide messenger RNA. It is a transcript of the gene npm1b, whose product is annotated as nucleophosmin 1b. The transcript has 11 exons. Gene Ontology annotation, biological process: ribosomal large subunit biogenesis; chromatin remodeling; positive regulation of transcription by RNA polymerase II. NCBI's taxonomy places the organism in Eukaryota, Metazoa, Chordata, Actinopteri, Osteoglossiformes, Osteoglossidae. The record is from RefSeq and is a predicted model, not a curated record. Gene Ontology annotation, molecular function: chromatin binding; RNA binding; histone binding. The coding region runs from base 48 to 923 and encodes 291 amino acids. Gene Ontology annotation, cellular component: centrosome; ribonucleoprotein complex; cytoplasm.